Tigriopus californicus is the source of this 2420-nucleotide messenger RNA. Its product is annotated as diuretic hormone receptor-like. Gene Ontology annotation, molecular function: diuretic hormone receptor activity; G protein-coupled peptide receptor activity; peptide hormone binding. NCBI's taxonomy places the organism in Eukaryota, Metazoa, Arthropoda, Copepoda, Harpacticoida, Harpacticidae. The transcript is spliced from 10 exons. The record is from RefSeq and is a predicted model, not a curated record. Gene Ontology annotation, cellular component: plasma membrane. Bases 78 to 1790 code for a protein of 570 amino acids. Gene Ontology annotation, biological process: adenylate cyclase-modulating G protein-coupled receptor signaling pathway; cell surface receptor signaling pathway.
UUCAUGCUUGACGUGCCUCUAAACCAUCGUCCCCUUUUUGGGGGGAAUGACAGGUGUUUGAUGUGAUUGAGGAUUUCAUGUUACUGGAUGCCAUGGAGACCGACAUGAAGGGCCAGGAGCUUCUGAACCAGACGGUAGCCAAGGCCUCAGCCCCGCCCGUGAUUGACCCCGAGGCCAUUAUUGCCGUGCCUGGCAUGGGCUUCUUGCCGCAGUGGUUCGUCCGACAGUUCGAGAGCCUGUCCGAUCAACUUAAAAUCGAUGAAUUGUUCCGGAAUGACACUUGGCGUCGCAACAAGGCCAAUUGCGACAUUGUAUCCCAAUUGUUCGAGAGCGGGAUCGUGCCCAUCCCAUCCGAAGUGAAUAGCUGGUGUCCACCCUUGUACGAUAAUGCAAGCUGCUUCCCAGCCACUCCGGUGGGACAAGUCAUGGUCAUUCCUUGCAUGUCAGAAUACUCCGGAGUCCCAUACGACACGUCAGGCAAUGCCUCAAGAAGUUGUUCCAUAUUUGGGGAAUGGGAAGAGAGGACCAACUACAACAAUUGUCAGGCCAUCGCGUAUCCGGUCCCACCCUUGGUAUCCACAGAUUAUUCGAGUACCAUAUAUCUCUUCGGAUAUAUCCUAUCAUUCGCCGCCCUGUCAUUCGCUAUCGUCAUCUAUUUCACGUAUCGGGAACUCUGGUGCCUCCGAAACAAGUUGCACUUGAAUCUCUUCUUGGUUUAUUGGUUCUCUAUCUUUAGUUGGAUGUGUCAAGCCCUUGCUCAGAAUUUCUUCCUGGAGCAUCCUCCCCUGAUUUGUUGCACUCUCGUUGCUCUACGAUACUUCCAUUUGACCACAUUCUUUUGGAUGUUUGUUGAGGGCCUGUACUUAUGGAUCAAAGUGAGCAUGCCACUACAGACGUACACCAUCAAAUUGAGGCACUACAUCUGCUUGGGCUGGAUCACGCCCUUGAUCAUCGUGGUCACUUGGACCACGGUCACAUUCCUCACCAUUGAGUCGGAAAACGCCACCAGGACAGACAAUUCGUCCCUUUCGGCGGGUUCCACGUGGAAAGGACACGACCCGUACAUGCUCAGCUGUCCCAUUGUGGAUACGGAUUGGCAGUUGGAUUGGAGCUACAACAUUUUCCUGCUGCUCCUUCUCCUGGGAAACUGUUUUUUCCUUUUUUCAAUCAUGAUGAUUGUUAUUGCCAAAGUCAGGAAUGACCCAACGAACUCGGAAGGAAAUCUUCACAACUACAGAAGCACCAAGGCCCUUUUGGUUCUCUCAGCACUCCUUGGAGUUGGUUACAUAGUGACCAUGGCUCCACCGACCACAGAUAUUCAUGGCUACCGAGUGUUCCAAUAUCUUCGAGCCAUCUUACUCUCUCUGCAAGGAUUCAUAAUCACGAUUCCGUAUUGCUUUAUCAAUUGGAGGGUCAAGAAUCUCAUCCGAGAGAGCAUCAAACGCAUGAAAGAAGAGAGGCAGUUCCAAAAAGAAACCAUCGCCCGGUCCUCCAGGAAUUCCAUCAGUCUUGGAAUGUUCCACUCCACCACAAAUGCCAACAGCACAAGAUUCAGCACUGCCACUGCCACAACUACCCUGAGUCAGUCAACGGUACCAAAGAUACAAUCUGACACCAGACCCAUGCAACCUAUUGUGCCCAAUCAGAUCAGGACAGGACUUUGUGCUCCAGUAGUGCAACAUCAGAACGGAACAUCGCCCCGCGACGUCUAUGCAACAAUCCACGAGACCACAAGUCUGGUCGAGGACAAGCUAAAAGGCGACCCAAGCCACAAGGAUGUGACCCUGUGAUUGUAGAAAUGUGAACCAAAGCAAUCUUUAGCUUGGCCACUCGUUUUGUUGCAUUCUGUUUUAUGUUCAUUCGAAUGAAUCUGAAUGAGCAAGUGGGCAGUACUGAUUUCAUUGAUAUUCAUCAAAAUGAACAAAUGAAGUUUUUGAAGUGUAAUCCGUUCAUUGUGUUAUUUGUGUAAAUCGUACCUAGAUGCGCAAAAGAAUGGAACAAAGGUCCCAGGAUAUUCUGGACUUUUGUACAUUGAUCGGCAUUAUUUGUCAAAAGAUGCACUCGCUAAGAAACUUCUGUAAGUGUAAUUAACAGUUACAACUUCCAAAAGGGGAUUAUUACGCCUUCAUUGAUAGGGAACAAUUGUACAAACAUAGUUGAUGAAAAUGCACAUGUAAAUCUAUGGACAUCUACAACAAUUGUUACUUAAAGCAAUACAUUCAUAUCCCUCUUUUUAGACAUGUAUUGCGCGAGCCAAUUUCGCAUUCGUUUUUUUGGCUCUGUUGGAGCCCCCCUAUGAGUAAAAUUAUUAGCUGAGUGUUAUGUUUCUCCAUGUGUGAAAGUAUGGCUUCUUCAAACGUCCAAUGUACUAAAUUUGCAAUCGAAACACAGACUAAUAAAACGAAAUAUAUUGUACCUCA